ACAUUUUGGAAGCACCGACCUCUUCUGAACCACUAACUGUCACGGUUCCUAUCCCUUAAGAUUCUGCCAAAGCCCUGGGCGAGUUACUGGGCUUUACGUCAUUGGUGACCAAUAAAUCCACGGCUACCGCGAGAUAUCCACCCACGCACGUUCGAACCUUGAUCAACCCAAAGGCAAGUUAACCGGGGAGAGCGCAGCUGAGGGCAAAAUGAGACGAGUAGGCGAGUUGGACAUGGCCUCGCGUGUGUCCGUAUGGGCAUGAGAGCGCGAAUCUCGGCCUUGAACGACGUACAGGCACACAUGCACAUACAAAGGCCCAGUUGAACACACGCACGAACGCGUUUAGGCCGACGAACGAGGAGGUGCGGUCGUACCGACAACUCUAAUCGACGGACACAUUCGCCUUCGAUCUGGGCGCCUAUCGCCCCACGCCCUAGUUUCCGAGUUGGCUACUCUGUGAACAGCCGCUUUUACGUUUGUCGUAAAUUCUUGUGUCAAUUGCUUUGGGGUUCAUUCGAGCCACCUAAUACAGCGAAGUGAUCAAGCCCUUAUUCGCCCACGAUGCCACAGUGCUGCUUCGCUGGAUGUCACAAUCGCACUGAUGACGGGCGAGGUUUGAGCUUUUUCCGUUUCCCCCGGCGCGACGAGGUCCGCACCGAAUGUUGGGUGCAGGCAUGCGGCCGAAAAGCGUUUGUGCCCUCCCAACACUCACGUGUGUGUUCAGAGCAUUUUAGUCCGGACGAUUUUGAACGCGACAUCCGAUCGGAAUUACUGGGCUCGAAUCACAGACGUCUACGGUUGAAAGAUACAGCGAUACCGAGUCAUGCAACACCGCUGAAGCCAGAUGAUAGGGACGCAGGAAAAGUUGAAAGUUGGAAACUGGAGUUGAGCAAAGUGGUGGAAACCGGUGCGGAAUCAGCGGCAAAUAACAUGGCCGAGAAAAGACCGCAAGACUCAUUGUCAGCAAAUUCUUUCGAUCUUCCCCCAAAGAAGGUUUUCGUUGAUGACGAUGUAUUGGACUUGAGCCGACGAACGCAGGCUGCUGGGUCAUUUGCUGAGAAAAGAGUGGACAAGUAUGAUGAGGACGUCAUAUUCCUCAGUGAAGACGAAGAUGAGUUGAUGAUUGAUUCACUCAGCAAGGAAAUAGAAAAAGAAAAUGCUCCGGACUCCGAAUCGAUUAAAAAGUCAAAGUUAUUGUUAAGGAAAAUUGAGAAUGAUUUGAGAAACGAAGAGUGUGCUCUUAUGUUGCUGCAACAGUUACGGUCCAGCCAACGCUCCCACCCUGUUCAACCGAAAGGUGCUAAGUUUUCCCAGAACGCACAAAUUGCACCGAAAGCUAUUCAAAAUACAUCCCAAUCUCGCCCUAGUAAUACCCAACUGGCCUCUCGCCUACCAAUCUCCUCCCAAGCCCUUCGUACUUCUCAAGCUACUUGUCCAACAUCUGCUCUCCCGGUUACUAGCACUACAUCGGCGAAUCCUGCUACAAAGUUCACGAGGGCGAUGGCCACUCAAGCUCUGGAGCAACAGUACAACGGAAAGAAGGCUGUGCUUCUAAAACACCUCGAACGUGCUCUAGAUAAAAUCAGCCUUCCACGACCAUCUGGAGGUGCAGCCUUUUCGGAAGUUGCUUUCGUUCCGAGCACUUUGACGAAUGAGUUCACUUCUCUCAUAGGGCUAGAGGAAGUAAUCAGCGCUCUACAGGAUUUUGAUGCGUAUAGCACCGAAAAAUCUGACCACUUGCUUGCAUGCGAACCUUUCGUAUGUGCGCGAUGUGGGACCGACUUCACUCCAGUUUGGAAACGCAAGCGGCCUGGGUCCACCGAGGUGGUUUGUGAAGUGUGCAUUAUAGAUAGCCAACGCUCUGCCAUUCACAAGUCGUACAACAACGUGGUUUUCGCUGCUGUGAAGCAGUAUACUUUAUCAGAAAAGGAGGUGGAGCAGGAGUAUCAAGAUGUGAUCAACUCCCCCGCCAAGUUAGAUGCUUUCAUCAGGGAUCAUGAACGCAAACUCGCUUCGAUACAACCGACUCAAACGAACCAACAGCAGCCAUCACAACAGCAACAGCAACAGUCACAGAGCACUUCCCUUCCCUCUCAGAGGUAUCACCAGAUUCAGAAUUUACAAUCACAGAAUGCGUUUACUAACUCCAAACACGGUCCAACUGCGCUUACGGUGAAUAACUCGGUGCAUAUUUCAAUACAGGGAGCAAAUGCUCGUCGGCAAGCACCAAGCACUUUGGUUUCUUCAGCGAGUGCGCCCGCUUUGGCCGUUUCUCAACAGCAUCCCCAAUCUGGACACACUGCGGCCGCCAGCGUGGCUCAACUAUUGGCUUCGCAAUAUCAGCAACUGAGCAAAGUGGUGGCAGCCGCGGCCACUGGAAAUCAGUCCCAAACGAACUACACGGUAACCAACAAUCCCGCAAAUGUUACUGCCGGUCUGAUGAUGGCCGCUGCUGUAUCCAAUCCAAUGCUUGUGGCUGCUGCCGCCGCGAACGCCUCUAACCAGCAGCAGCAACAACAACAGCAACAAGCCACCGCCCUCGCUGCUCUCCAACAACGUUUGGCCGCAGCUGCCGCUUUGGGCGAAUUGCAACAGCCUCAACAGACCCAGGGGAAUACCACAUCCUCUACUACCACCGAUCAGUUUAGCCAAUUCACGCAGAUGCAAGCUUUGCUGAUGAACAGUUUACUUUGUAGCGCCGCGGCGACUGGGGGAACCCAGUCCACUGGUAACCGGCAACAGCAACAAAUGCUUCAACAGGCUUUGUUCCAGUACAGUUAUAUUCUGCAGCAGCAACAACAGCAGCAACAAGCUGCAGCCGCCGCCCAGGCUCAACAGCAGCAUGUUAAUGUGGCUGCUUUGCAGCAAUUGAUGGGUGGCGCGGUGAAUAACCCAGCCACUGCAAUGGCUCUGUUGACCAAUUUCUGGAAUCUUAACGCAGCUUCAGGUUCCGCGAGCAAAAAGUGAUACUCUCACCAUUCUCACUUCACAUGUUCUAGCUUAAAAGACUACUUUCCCGCUCUUUCUGCCCACUGUAUUACUAAGAUGAACUUUUUGUCGGCGCAUGUUUUUCUUUCAUGUACUGUUCCAUGACCCACUCAAUCUCUCCUGUCCCCUGUGUGUUAACCCUCUCCACAAGCAAUGACCACACUCUUUGCAUAGGAUUUCUUCGUCCUACGGACCCACUGUCCAACAAUCACUUCCUGUUCCACUACCCAUUUGUCUGCAUGUCAUCUAUUUCUCAGGCUUGCUCUUCUUUUUCUUUUCUGGUCAUUUUGUACAUAUAUACAUCUACUGUGGAUGUU
Messenger RNA from Dicrocoelium dendriticum, 3305 nucleotides. The record is from the annotation of a GenBank genome assembly. Lineage: Eukaryota; Metazoa; Platyhelminthes; Trematoda; Plagiorchiida; Dicrocoeliidae.